This is a messenger RNA of Saccharomyces eubayanus, 1008 nucleotides long. It is a transcript of the gene BTS1, whose product is annotated as farnesyltranstransferase. The transcript has a single exon. Bases 1 to 1008 code for a protein of 335 amino acids. Gene Ontology annotation, molecular function: prenyltransferase activity. Gene Ontology annotation, biological process: isoprenoid biosynthetic process. The record is from RefSeq and is a predicted model, not a curated record. NCBI's taxonomy places the organism in Eukaryota, Fungi, Ascomycota, Saccharomycetes, Saccharomycetales, Saccharomycetaceae.
AUGGAGGUCCAGAUAGACGAGCUGAUCAAUAAUGAUCCAGUUUGGUCCAGUCAAAACGAAACUUUGAUUUCGAAACCCUAUAACCAUAUUCUGUUGAAACCAGGUAAAAACUUCAGACUGAACCUAAUCUUACAGAUAAAUAGAAUUCUGAACCUACCUGAAGACCAACUGGCCAUCAUCUCACAACUAAUUGAGUUCCUGCAUAACUCCAGUCUUUUGAUCGACGAUAUAGAAGAUAAUGCUCCCUUGAGAAGAGGCCAAACCACUUCCCAUUUGAUCUUUGGCAUCCCAUCCACCAUAAAUACCGCAAAUUACAUGUAUUUCAAAGCCAUGCAACUCGUAUCCCAACUAACCGCAGAGCCGCUACUCUACCAUAAACUAAUGACCAUCUUCAAUGAAGAACUGAUUAAUCUGCAUAGAGGCCAAGGUUUGGAUAUAUACUGGAGAGAUUUCCUGCCUGAGAUCAUACCCACCCAAGAAAUGUAUUUGAACAUGGUCAUGAAUAAAACGGGUGGUCUUUUCAGAUUGACUUUGAGGCUCAUGGAAACCCUGUCUCCUUCCUCGCACCACGGCCAUUCGCUGGUUCCGUUCAUAAAUCUUUUAGGUAUGAUCUAUCAGAUUAGAGACGAUUAUUUAAACUUGAAAGACUUCAAGAUGUCUAAUGAAAAAGGCUUCGCCGAAGACAUUACUGAGGGGAAGCUAUCUUUCCCCAUCAUCCAUGCUCUAAAUUUCACCAAGAACGAACGUCAGACUGAGCAACACGAUGAAAUCAUAAGAAUUCUUUUAUUGAGGACAAAUGACACAGAUCUAAAACUAAAACUGAUUGAAAUUCUAGAAUUCCAGACUAAUUCUUUGAACCAUACAAAAGAUUUUAUCAAUCAGUUAGUGAACAUGAUAAAGAAUGAUGACGAAAAUAAGUACUUGCCCGAUUUGACCCAGCAUUCAGAUACUUCUACCAAUUUACAUGACGAGCUAUUAUAUAUAAUAGAUCAUUUAUCCGAACUGUGA